Molecule: messenger RNA, 486 nt
Organism: Schistocerca gregaria
Lineage: Eukaryota; Metazoa; Arthropoda; Insecta; Orthoptera; Acrididae
Product: protein FAM200A-like
Exons: 2
Coding region: 1-486 (161 amino acids)
Source: RefSeq, a predicted model, not a curated record
AUGAUUUGUAAUAUCUCAAGAAUAGUUGAAAUUACUUCAACAAAUAUGAGAACUGAAGUACUGUCUACAGAACUGAUAUUCAUUCAGAGUGUAGCAGUAGGGGUACCACAGGGCAGUGUGCUUGUCGACGAGAAAGCGUUACUAGCUAGCUGCAGAGUCACAUUCCGAGUCGCUAAAGCAGGGAAGCCGCAUACAGAUGCAGAAAAUCUUAUUUUGCCAGCAGCCCUGGAUAGGAUUGCAAUUAUGUUAGAUAAGCAAGAUGCAAACAAGCUAAAGAGCAUAUCACUGUCUGAUAAUACCAUUGAACGCAGAAUAAAUGAUAUGACUGGUGAUAUUCGAGAACAGUUAGCCGAAAAUUUGAAGAAGAACCCACAUUUCGCUUUGCAGUUUGAUGAAUCUACUGAUGUUUUAGAGUGUGCUCAAUUUAUAGCAUUUGUGCGCUUUGAAGCAGAUGAAACUAUCAUGGAAGACUUUGUAUUUUACUAA